Molecule: messenger RNA, 1846 nt
Organism: Phragmites australis (common reed)
Lineage: Eukaryota; Viridiplantae; Streptophyta; Magnoliopsida; Poales; Poaceae
Product: zinc transporter 3-like
Exons: 3
Coding region: 102-1199 (365 amino acids)
Biological process (GO): zinc ion transmembrane transport
Cellular component (GO): plasma membrane
Molecular function (GO): zinc ion transmembrane transporter activity
Source: RefSeq, a predicted model, not a curated record
ACACAUUCCCUCCUAUAUAAAGUACCAACCAUUGGCUCCAUGCCCUUGUCACUCAUACUGUCUGGAAUACACAGCAUACCAUACAAGACAUAAUCAGUGCCAUGGAGGCUGUGAAGCAUACCUUUCAAGUGCUUCCAUGGCUCCUGCUCUUCGCACAACUGGCUGCGGCCAGCACCUCCAACUGCACAAAUGCCACAGAUGGGGCUGACAGCCAUGGUGCAAUGAAGCUGAAGCUGAUCGCCAUGGCGUCCAUCCUGACAGCCGGAGCAGCCGGCGUGUUGGUCCCGGUGCUUGGCCGCUCCAUGGCCGCACUAAACCCUGAUGGUGACAUUUUUUUCGCGGUCAAGGCAUUUGCGGCUGGUGUCAUCCUUGCCACUGGCAUGGUCCACAUUCUGCCAGCAGCAUUUGAUGGCCUGACAUCCCCGUGCCUCCACAAAGGUGGCAGGGAUAGGAAUGGUUUCCCCUUCGCAGGCCUCGUCUCGAUGUCUGCUGCAAUGGCCACAAUGGUGAUAGACUCAGUGGCUGCUGGGUACUACCGCCGGUCUCACUUCAGCAAGGCACGACCAAUUGACAACCUAGAGAUACAUGAGCAACCUGUAGACGAGGAGAGGACUGGGCAUGUACAACAUGUGCAUGUGCACACCCAUGCAACACAUGGGCAUUCACAUGGAGAAGCGGACGUCAUCAGUUCACCAGAGGAGGCUUCAAUAGCUGACACAAUCCGGCACAGGGUGGUAUCUCAGGUCCUUGAGCUCGGAAUCUUGGUGCAUUCAGUGAUCAUUGGGGUGUCCUUAGGUGCAUCUGUGAGGUCAUCCACCAUCAGGCCUCUUGUUGGUGCCCUUAGUUUCCAUCAAUUCUUUGAAGGCAUAGGCUUGGGUGGUUGUAUUGUGCAGGCAAAUUUCAAGUUAAGGGCAACCGUCAUGAUGGCAAUGUUUUUCUCCCUGACCACACCCGUGGGCAUUGCACUAGGGAUUGCAAUUUCAUCUAGCUACAAUGUUCAUAGUUCUACUGCCUUCGUUGUCGAAGGAGUUUUCAACUCAGCCUCGGCAGGAAUUUUGAUCUAUAUGUCCCUAGUUGACCUUCUAGCCACAGAUUUCAAUAAACUGAAGCUACAGACGAACACAAAGCUUCAGCUGAUGACAUAUCUUGCACUUUUCGUAGGCGCAGGGCUGAUGUCCAUGCUUGCCAUAUGGGCAUAGAUCUUUAGAGCAACAAAGAACUGUGUUUCCACCUAUUCCCGGCUAAAGUUUAAGGCCUGAUUGCAUUCGGCCAGGAGUUAUUUAUCUUCCCAAAAUGACAUGCUCUUGGUGAGGUACUUACCAUAUUCAUCCAUGAUUUUUCUAUUUUCCAAGACAAUAAAAUCUUGGCUAGUCGCUUUCUACUAGCUUAGCCUAACUCCUAAGCCAUAAAGUCAUAAGUAGUACAAUAUUACUGCCAUGAACUUUUAUUGUAGAAUUAACAAACCUGCAUCAUUUGCUUUUCCAAUAUCAGAAACAACACAGCAUGCCUAUUUUGGUCAGAAUAAAAGUCGUACUUACACGAUCAAACCAGAUAAAUUCAAAGCUUCAGUACAGAAAUGAAGAUUUUGAAAAAUGAAAAGGUAUAUACAUGUUAUUCAACAGUUGUAUGCUCCUGCAAGAAAGGAACAUGUAACAAACAGGACUGAACUCUGAAGUGCUACCAGAGCAAGUGCUCCUUUAUUCUAUGUUGGGCCAAAGCUUCAUAUACGAUUGAAAUCCUUUAGGAAGUCAAUAACAAUAUAUGAAGAGUGUAUCUUUUUUGUGUCACAAAAACUAUGUAAUUGUUUGCAGUAAAACAAAGUCCUAUUUGAUCCUUAUGUCCAGCU